Molecule: messenger RNA, 571 nt
Organism: Helicoverpa zea (corn earworm)
Lineage: Eukaryota; Metazoa; Arthropoda; Insecta; Lepidoptera; Noctuidae
Product: cuticle protein 64-like
Exons: 4
Coding region: 27-470 (147 amino acids)
Source: RefSeq, a predicted model, not a curated record
ACUUAGUCCAGUAGACACAGACUACCAUGCGGGCCUUCAUCCUCUUCGCGAUCCUAUCGGUGGCGGCUGCCAGGCCGGGUGGCAUCAUUGACGGCUGGCACGCACCUGCACAACUAUCGUCAGUGAGCUAUGUGCAACAACCAACAGUGGUUGCGCAGCCCGUGGUACACGCCGCCCCAGUGGCUAUCGCCAAGCCUGCCACGAGCUACGCUUCCUUCCAACAGAUUGUACACCCAGUACAAGUAGCCCAGCAAGUGGUUCACGCAGCCCCCGUCAUCUCCCAACCCGUGGUCCAUGCCGCCCCAGUGGUACAAGCCGUAGCGCAGCACGUGGUCGCACAGCCCGUGGUCCAAGCUGCCCCUGUGGUACAGACAUACGCCCAGCCCGUGGUACAGAAGUACCUCUCUGUUGGUUCCUAUGGUGGGUCCUACGGGGGUGGCUACGGGGGCGGUUACGGCCAUGGCUGGUAAGUCAUCAGAUAAGGUGUUUGGUGUGUAAAUAUAUUACUAUAAGCGUUCGAGAUCGUGUCCGUAUUGUUGAUGUGGUGCACAAUAAAAGUUUUUCAUCAGUA